Molecule: messenger RNA, 789 nt
Organism: Gongylonema pulchrum
Lineage: Eukaryota; Metazoa; Nematoda; Chromadorea; Rhabditida; Gongylonematidae
Source: the annotation of a GenBank genome assembly
AUGCCGUUUUCACCAGACGUUCUGACUGCAUUCAUCGAAAGCAAACAUGAAGUAACGAUCACCGGCGGAAUCAAUGAAUUUGCUGUGAAAUUCUAUGGGCCUAAAGGAAGGAGAGAACAAAUACGAAAUGUCGAAGCGGCAGUGAUAGAAUCGGCUGGAUUGACGGGGCCUACAUUGCUGUCCCUAAAUUAUUUGGAUGUUUGGUAUCUACAGAUUUUAGGAGCGAAGGAGCGGUACCGGGUAAGGCGGCAUACGUUGGCAUCUUGGAAAGUGGCAGGUAGCUUACACUACUACUACACUUUGCGAGCAUGUAUAUGUGGUGAUGUGAUGCAAGUUGCAGCUGCCUACGAGGGAGGUGUCUGGCGUGUUCGAGUUGAUUUGCCAGAAAAAUAUCCAUUCAAGUCGCCAUCCAUCGGUUUCAUGAAUCGCAUUUAUCACCCGAACAUCGACGAAGCAUCCGGCACUGUCUGCCUUGAUGUAAUUAAUCAGGCUUGGACUGCCUUAUACGAUCUCGCGAACAUUUUUGAAUCGUUCCUGCCGCAGCUGCUGACUUACCCCAACCCGACGGAUCCACUGAACGGUGAUGCAGCAGCGUUAUAUCUUCACAAGCCCGAAGAGUUCAAAAAAAAGUGCAGAGAAUAUGUGGCGAAGUACGCUAGUGAGGAUGCGCUUAGGGAAACUAGCAUUGUUGAGGAAAAUAAGGAUCGUCAGGGUGCUUUGAGCGGCGAUGAAACCGAAUCGACUAUUUCUGAUUUUUCUGAAGACGAAACGCAGGGAAUGGAGUUGUAA